AGCGUGUCUCUUUCUAGACCUUUCCCUCCAUUUCUUCUACACACUUUUUCUUCCUUUACUCAUCACUGUCUCUUCCAUUCGAAAUCCAUUCUCUGGAACUCACAUUCCAAGCAUCGUUAUCUCUCUCUCCGUCUCUCCAUGGCUACGCUAACUGCAGCUUCUUCUUCUUCUUCUUCUUACAUGUGCUUAACCAAGGUAUCAUCACCUCCAUUACCUUCCACUUCAUUCCCCAUUUCGUUCCCAUAUCAUCCGAAGCUCCCUCGCGAUUCUUCUUUCUCUUUGGCUUCCCCUGUGACUUCAAGGACAAGCGUUCGGUUCAAUCCGUCUUUUGCACGGGACGACGAGUUCGGUGAUUUUGUGGAAAUGAAGGAAACAAGCGAGACGCGUUUGUACUCUCUAUCGCCUUUUCCUUUACUGUUCAUCGCUGCGCUUCCUGGAGCGGGAACUGUGAGGUCUCUCUUUGGUCCUUUCGUUGAGCUUGUUAAAUCUUGGAAUCUUCCUGAAUGGCUGGUACAUUGGGGUCAUCCUGGCAACAUGGCUGUUGUGCUCUUCGCCAUGGGUGGCUAUGGAACAUAUUUAGGUUUUCGAAUCCGUUACUCUGACAACGUGGAGGAGAAGGCUAAUGCCAAAGACUUGCAUCCAAAGCUUCUAGGCGGGAUGUUUUUCUUUUUCGCUCUUGGAGCAACAGGUGGAAUCACAUCUCUACUUACAUCAGACAAACCUAUAUUCGAGAGUCCGCAUGCUGUAACGGGGUUCAUCGGCCUCACACUCUUGACUGUACAAACUCUCCUGCCUUCACUUUUUGAGAAUAAUCCUGGGCUGAGGAAUGUUCAUGGUAUUUUGGGUAGUGGAAUCAUGACACUGUUUCUCAUCCAUGCUGCACUUGGACUUCAACUUGGCCUCAGUUACUAAAUCUUAACGGCAUGUAUUGAAGAACCGCAUAGGUUAUUCCGAAUCUUUCUUUCAAUACAAUCUUCUUUCAUCGUCACGCAGCCUGCAAUCGUAACAAAGAUGCCUUGGCGCAAUCCCCUCUCAGAUGAGGAAAACUUCAUUUUACUGCCUUUUCCUCGGGUAUUAUUCCGGGCUGCCUUCCGUGUUCACUGUUUAUUCAUUGUUCUCAUAUUUUCACCAAUCUAUGUAGGGCCUUUCAUUUGCUACUUAUUCUUUUUCUUGCUGUUGGUGAUAGUAUAUGUUUAAUCUUGUUUUCUAAUUGCUUUGUUAUGUAUAUUGAGACAAUCAAUUUAUAUGUUAAGUGUGAUCAUGUGUAUUAAUAUACGGUUUGAACCCUUGAGAUGGUUUUC
Molecule: messenger RNA, 1301 nt
Organism: Benincasa hispida (wax gourd)
Lineage: Eukaryota; Viridiplantae; Streptophyta; Magnoliopsida; Cucurbitales; Cucurbitaceae
Product: translation initiation factor
Biological process (GO): respiratory electron transport chain
Cellular component (GO): membrane
Source: RefSeq, a predicted model, not a curated record